GUAGACGUGAGACGCAGACGCAGACGCAGGUAUCAAGGCACCAAGGCAUCCUUCCAACCCCAUGAGUGAUCACGUGGAAAAUGUCGCAUUUCUGUUUCAGUUUUAAGGCCGUUAGGCUGUCAGGCAUCACAACCCCAUGGCCAAACCCUGUCGAAAUUCUAGAACCCCACCAUGGAAAUUCGCUGUGACAUACGGAAUAUUCCUGUCUGAUCCUGGCGAUACGAUUCCCUGAUCAGAACAAGUGAACACUUCGACUGUAUCCCACCUUCUGACGACCAGUUCCUCAAUCGCCAGGGAGUCUUCCGUUCAAAGGAAAAUGGCCGACCCAUCUCCCGCCGCGGCGCUCCAGCCCCCCCACCAGUAUGCGCCGAACGAAGGCUAUCAGGAUCUGGACGCCCGCGCCGACACCAUACAAGACCGUCUCCUAGAUCCAUCGGUGGACGAGGAAGAGGAAGAUUACGACUACGACUCGGAGCCAGAAAUCACCGCUGAAGACCUAUCCUCCACCGACCCCGCCGACUUCACCAAGGCGUAUAACCGCCCCUCCGCCAACCCCCAGCGACCCACCGCCAACCUCAACGACCACAUCUCCUCGCUCUCCCACCUCUCCCCGAAACUCAACGUCAACCACCUCUACAACAACCUCCGUGCUGCCCACACGGGCGCCGACCGCGCCGACCGCGCCACCGUCGAACAGGCCCUGGACCCGCGCACCCGUAUGAUCCUGCUCCAGCUGAUUAACCGCGGCAUCGUCUCGGAGAUCAAUGGCUGCGUGAGCACGGGGAAGGAAGCGAACGUCUACCAUGCCGUGCUGUACCCCAGCGGGAGCGACGGCGCCUCCGAACCGCAGCCGAUCCACCGCGCGAUCAAGGUGUACAAGACAGCGAUCCUCGUGUUCAAGGACCGGGAGCGGUACGUGACGGGGGAUUUCCGGCUGCAGAAAUCGCAUCCGAAGAAAAACCACCGGGCUAUGGUGCGCUUGUGGGCGGAGAAGGAGCUGCGGAAUCUGAAGCGGUUGAUUGCCGGGGGGGUGCCGGCGCCGGAUCCGAUCAUGCUGAAGAGCCACGUGCUGGUGAUGAGCUUCGUGGGGAACUCGCGAGGAUGGCCGGCGCCGCGCUUAAAAGACGUCGAUUGGGCGAGCGAGGGGAUCGAGGACAUCGGGACGACGUUGCGGCGGCUGUACAUGGACCUGUUCAGCUACGUGCGCAUCCUCUGGGGGUCGUGCAAGCUGGUGCACGCGGAUCUCAGCGAGUACAAUCUGCUGUACUUCGACGGGAAGCUGUGGGUCAUCGACGUGAGUCAGAGCGUCGAGAUGAACCACCCCAAGUCCCUGGAGUUCCUGCGCAUGGAUCUGAAGAACGUGACGAGCUACUUCCAGCGGAACGGCGUCGACACGCUCUCGGAAAAGCGGGUGUUCGAAUGGGUGACGAAGCCGGGCGGCACCACGAAGAUGGACGCGAUGAAGGACGAGCUCGAAGCGCAGUUCGCCGUGCGGGAUGCGCUGCGGGAAAAGGGCGAGGACGACGAAGACGACGAGGUGUGGCGGCAGCAGUUCAUCCCGCAGAAUUUGGAGCAGGUGUUCGAUGUCGAGCGCGAUGCCGAGAAGGUCGGACACGGGGAAGGAAGCGAUCUGGUCUACCGGAAUCUCCUGGCCGAUGAUGCGGAGGGGGGGGUGCCGUUGCCGCGAGGCAAUGGCGAGAAAGGUCCCUCGGAGGGAGAGGAAGACAGUGACGAGGAAGGGAGCGAAAGGAGUUGGUUCGAAGACGAAGAGAAACAGCCACGAGGCAAGCGGUUUGUCGAUAAGGAUGAGAAGCGCGCCCAUAAACACCAGGUGAAGGAGGAAAAGCGGGAGAAGCGGAAGACCAAGAUACCGAAGGACGUUAAGAAACGCAUUGUAAAUCGGUCUUCGAAGGGAAAGAAAUAGUACAAGUAUACCCUCGACACUAUACACAUAGAACUAAUGUCCAUUU
Molecule: messenger RNA, 1970 nt
Organism: Eremomyces bilateralis CBS 781.70
Lineage: Eukaryota; Fungi; Ascomycota; Dothideomycetes; Eremomycetales; Eremomycetaceae
Product: RIO1-domain-containing protein
Exons: 1
Coding region: 317-1924 (535 amino acids)
Biological process (GO): maturation of SSU-rRNA
Cellular component (GO): preribosome, small subunit precursor; cytosol
Molecular function (GO): ATP binding; protein serine/threonine kinase activity
Source: RefSeq, a predicted model, not a curated record